This is a messenger RNA of Penicillium waksmanii, 1176 nucleotides long. RefSeq lists its product as uncharacterized. The transcript has a single exon. The record is from RefSeq and is a predicted model, not a curated record. Bases 1 to 1176 code for a protein of 391 amino acids. NCBI's taxonomy places the organism in Eukaryota, Fungi, Ascomycota, Eurotiomycetes, Eurotiales, Aspergillaceae.
AUGAGGCCCAAUAAUAUACCUCUCUUCCCCACCCUCGCUGUUGAACUUGUUGAACUCAUCGCCGAUCACACAGAAAGUCAGAGCUUACUCGCACUCCGCCUCGUCUGUCGCGACCUCCAGACGAAGACAUUCCAUCACUUCGCUCGCAAAUUCUUCUCUUCGAUCAAAACCGAUUUAUCAGAGGAAAGUCUUGUUCGAAUCAACGCGCUGUCACAAAAUGCAGCCUUGCGACCAUACGUUCACGGGUUGGCAUUCAUGCUUCAGAACGGCGUCGGUCGCGGCCUUAUUUGGGAUCGUCAUCCUUGGGGUCCACUGUCCGCCCCGUUAGAAGUUGAUGAAAUACGCCGUCUGCGAGAUAACUUGGUCAAGUAUCUCACCAACUGUCGCUCGUUCUAUAUUUUUUGCCGAUACCCAGAGGGUCACCCCGACAUGAACCACGUCACCGUCACAGAUGCAGUCGCAGUGUUCUUCGCGCUGGUCGUGGAUGCCCGACUGCCUGUCUCAUCAUUUCACCUCAUCUACGCGAAUAAACAUUCACGGACCUUGAUUAUGGAUAUGCGGCGAAUACCGAAGAUGCUCUACCGACAACCACAGUUUAAGAUCGUUUGGUCAAAUUUGCAGAAACUAUCGCUGGAACAAUAUUUGACGCUGGAUAACUUUGGAUUUCUGCUUGAGCUGGUACUCAGUGCCCCAAACCUCACGACUCUCCUCUUGAAUCUGGGGUCUCAGGAUCUGGCGUGUGAGUUCAUGCACGAGCUCGCCGAAACAGCCGCAUUCCCCAAAUUGCAGGAACUGGCUUUAUUCAGGACUUCUAUCAGAGUUCCAGAUUUGAUGAGAAUCCUCGGUGGGUUGCGAGAGAAUCUUACUGCGCUUACAUUAUACCAUGUGUCCCUCCCGGACAAUAACUGGGCUGCCGUUCUCAAGCAACUAAGUCAAGACUUCACUGCGUUGAAGACAAUCUCGCUUUACUAUUUAUGGGCGACAGAUCCGACAAAGGAAUUACUUUCUUUUCCAGAUAUUCAUAAGUCGCCCACUUUAUCCGACAUGCCAGGCCGAAGUUUGCACACGUUUUAUUCGGAGGACCCGAAAAGCCAUUCUGUUCUUGGAAUCGAGUAUUCCGGUACAAAGAUGUCACAGAUUCUAGGCUUGCUGCAGAACACAGCUCUACCCACUUGA